AAAAAAUCCCCAAACUUUUUAUUUAAUUUUGCGGGUGAACAACAAAUCUCCAACUCCUCUUUGUUUACUCCGCCACUUUUGCUGUCUCCUUCCCUUUUAAUUCUCCCUCAACCCCCCUCUACUCUCUUCUUGCUGUUUCCCCCAUUUCCUCUCUUAGCAUUGUUGCAUCAUAAAUCCCCAUAAUUCCUGCAUUAUUUCCAAACCCAUCAUGUCUUCAGCUAUGGCUGUCCCCAAAAUCUUCCACUCCAUUAAUUAUAGUUGUAAUCGAUCCAAAGAAAAACCCCUUUUCGAUCCUGUUAAAGCUGUAACGCAAACAUCUUUUCUUGGAUCUGUCAAUAAACUUCGCAUUUCUUCAAAUGUACCCUUUUCUUCUGCUUCUGUUUCGAGUUCUGUUGUUGCUGUUUCUGAGGUUGUCAAGGAGAGGAAGCCCAAAUCUGCUGUUUCUGCUUCAAAUCUGUUGAUCACUAAAGAGGAAGGUCUUGUGCUAUAUGAGGACAUGAUUUUGGGUAGAGUGUUUGAGGAUAUGUGUGCCCAGAUGUAUUACAGGGGGAAAAUGUUUGGAUUUGUCCAUUUAUACAAUGGGCAAGAGGCAAUUUCAACUGGAUUUAUCAAGUUAUUAACACAGAAAGACUCUGUUGUUAGUACUUACCGCGAUCACGUUCAUGCCCUUAGCAAGGGCGUCCCUGCUCGUAAUGUGAUGAGCGAGCUUUUUGGGAAAGCAACUGGUUGUUGCAGAGGGCAAGGAGGGUCUAUGCACAUGUUCUCCAAGGAACAUAACGUUCUUGGUGGUUUCGCCUUCAUUGGGGAAGGUAUUCCUGUUGCCACGGGAGCUGCAUUUACAAGCAAGUAUAAGAGAGAGGUGUUGAAGGAGAAUUGUGACGAUGUGACAGUGGCGUUCUUUGGAGAUGGGACUUGUAACAAUGGGCAGUUCUUUGAGUGUUUGAACAUGGCUGCAUUAUGGAAGCUUCCUAUUAUUUUCGUAGUGGAGAACAAUUUGUGGGCGAUUGGAAUGUCCCAUGUAAGGGCAACUUCUGAUCCUGCGAUUUGGAAGAAGGGCCCCGCUUUUGGUAUGCCUGGAGUUCAUGUGGAUGGUAUGGAUGUUUUGAAGGUGAGGGAAGUGGCAAAGGAGGCUGUUGAUAGGGCUAGGAGAGGAGAAGGUCCUACCUUGGUGGAAUGUGAAACUUACAGGUUUAGAGGACACUCAUUGGCUGACCCUGACGAGCUCCGUGACCCUGCUGAGAAAGCUCGCUACAGUACUAGAGAUCCAAUAGCAGCUUUGAAAAAGUACUUAACUGAGAACAAGUUGGCUAACGAAGCUGACCUGAAAGCCAUUGAGAAGAAGAUAGACGAACUAGUCGAGGAAGCUGUUGAGUUUGCAGAUGAAAGCCCAGCUCCACACCGAAGCCAACUUCUCGAGAAUGUGUUUGCCGAUCCAAAGGGUUUUGGAAUCGGACCUGAUGGUAAAUACAGAUGUGAAGAUCCAAAGUUCACAGAGGGCACUGCCCAAGUCUAACAUGGUUUCAGUAUUUUUUUUAUAAUCUUUCUCCUCUCUUUUAACUCACCUACUUCUUCAUUUUACACCUUGUUGCUUUAUUAGAUUUCACAUUCUGUAUUACUGUUGAAUAGAGUGUUUAUCUGGGUUUGUUUUGAGCUGUAGCUGUGCAGCCAUUCGUCUUUUCUGUCUUAUGUGCCGUAAUAUUUAUCGAUCAAGUUGUGUAUUCAGAUAUAAUUUAUGUUAUGUUAUUAUUCUUAUCGAUCAA
Messenger RNA from Spinacia oleracea (spinach), 1760 nucleotides. RefSeq names its product pyruvate dehydrogenase E1 component subunit alpha-3, chloroplastic. Gene Ontology annotation, biological process: pyruvate decarboxylation to acetyl-CoA. Bases 209 to 1513 code for a protein of 434 amino acids. Gene Ontology annotation, molecular function: pyruvate dehydrogenase (acetyl-transferring) activity. NCBI's taxonomy places the organism in Eukaryota, Viridiplantae, Streptophyta, Magnoliopsida, Caryophyllales, Amaranthaceae. The record is from RefSeq and is a predicted model, not a curated record. Gene Ontology annotation, cellular component: intracellular membrane-bounded organelle. The transcript is spliced from 3 exons.